AUGGAGGAGAGAACGGGCAGUCCAAUCGCCGUGAAGGUGGAGGGGCACUCUCACAGCGUCCUCCUGACUUACUUCCAUGGAGACAUUAACAGCAUGGUGGAUGACCACUUCAGGCGUGCUCUCAGCAAAGUCUGUAAGGCCAAGGAACCAGCAGGGAAGGCAAAGAAAAUCCGUAAAACUAUAAAACUGGAGGAUGGGAGACCCGGUCCAGACGGGGCCGCUGUGUGUUUCUCUGGGUCCCGGGACCCUUCUGUGGCCGGACGUAUCCUGGCUCUCAGCUCCUCAGAAGACGCUCCUGGAUCCUGGAAUUCCUACGCCGGCACGACGGGAGAGGCAGCGGGGCUCCCGACCAUCAUGUGCUCCCUGUCCUCGGGGGAGCUGAGUCUCACCGGACAACAGUACGCCACCUCCCUGCUCAACCUACUGCACAGCGAGCGGCCUGAGAUGGGACCCGGCUCAGUGUCCACCUCCAAGCCGGAACCGACGGCAAGCUGGGCGGUGCCUCAGGGGUUCAGAGAGUCUGCAGACCCUCCCGUGGGCUUUGAACCUGGUAAUGCCGCAGCUGCAAUGCAACAUCUGUACUACAACCUCAAGCAAGAUUCCAAAAUCUAA
This is a messenger RNA of Menidia menidia (Atlantic silverside), 612 nucleotides long. NCBI's taxonomy places the organism in Eukaryota, Metazoa, Chordata, Actinopteri, Atheriniformes, Atherinopsidae. The record is from the annotation of a GenBank genome assembly.